Messenger RNA from Mytilus trossulus (common blue mussel), 945 nucleotides. RefSeq lists its product as uncharacterized. The record is from RefSeq and is a predicted model, not a curated record. The transcript has 2 exons. The coding region runs from base 95 to 856 and encodes 253 amino acids. Lineage: Eukaryota; Metazoa; Mollusca; Bivalvia; Mytilida; Mytilidae.
GUGACGUUUCAUUCGGACGACGUCAUUCAUUCCGGCCAUUGAGGAACAGAAGCCGUAAAUUUUAUUAGAGAUUCACAAAAUGAAACGAUGAAUAAUGGAAAGGGAUUUAUCAAGAAAAACACUUGUUGAUGAGUUUUAUGAGAACGCGGAAAACAAUAGUGAUCUUGUAAGAUAUCGUAAGUUUGAAAAAACUGUUAUUGUAGAAGUGAAAAAUGAGGGCGUUAUCCCUAACAACAGACGUUGCAGAAGAAAAGGACUUUCGUACUAUCUAUCAAUGAACGGUUCUGGUGUUAAUAGUUCGACCCAAGCAAGCACCCGCAGACCCCCAAGAUUUUUAGAAAAACUUGAUAGAAACACGCAACAAAACUUCAGCAUUGAUGACGUGGAGAAAAAGAUGACUGCUUCAGAAAAACUUCAUAAAGAACAAUUAAAAGCUAAAGGAGAAACAGCUAGAAAAUUCGAAGAAAGAUAUGCAAGGCUGAAAGAGAAACGGGAACGGAAAGAAACAGAGAAAAGACAGCGUAUCGAAGAAAAACUGAAAAGAGCGGAAAUGAUCAGAAACGAGAGUAAUAGAGAAAAAAUUCCCAAAACAAUAGAUCGUAUUUUGCGAGCCCAAGAAAGAAGGGAUAUGCAACGAAGAAAAAUACUUGAUAGAAUCGAACGAAAAAUGAAAAGAGAUGAGGAAAAAAGAAACCAAUUACAAGAAAAUAAAAAAGUACCCAGCCGUUUUCAGACAGUGAAAGAAAGAUUAGAAGACAUCGAGAGACAGAUAAAUCCCGUUGAACUUAUUCUAAGUAGCCGUAAUAAUGAUAAAAUGACAAAUUAUCGGCAACACAGUCCUCAAGUAUCACCAUAAACAGAUAAAAACUGUAACCGACGAAUAAAACUGCACAACUGACGAAUAAGAUAUUGUAGAUCAUUAUACAAACCAAAUUUUAAAAAUAA